AUGGCAACUAGAGAAAAAGUGCUGGAACUUGGUGGUUGGCAAACAAUGUUAGUGAAUGAAGCUUUUAGCAUUCAUAAAGCUUAUCUGAGAUUGAAGGCAGAUCAUGGGAGAGUUCCUUGGAGAAGGGUGAUUAAAAACAACAAAGCUUCACCUCGCAAUAUUUUCAUCCUAUGGCUUGCUGCUCAUCAAAGGCUUGCAACAGCAGAUAGAGUUCUGAAGUGGAAUGUUCAGUGCAAUCCUAUGUGUAGGCUGUGUAACUCUGAAAAUGAAUCAAUAGAACAUCUAUUCUUUGAUUGUCAUUACACCAAUACAGUGUGGUGCCAUACACUCAGAGCUAUAAACAUUCAUAGAAGAGGGCUUGGUUUUUCCCAAGAGAUUCAAGAAGUCUAUAGGAAGGCUCAUAGCAAUACUAGAAGGGCAAGAAUUUAUGUGAUGCUGUUUACAGAAGUAGUAUACUUGUUAUGGAUUCAGAGAAACAAAAAGGUCUUCAACAACAUGCUGCAACAUCCUGAGAGAGUUUGUAAAGAUAUUAUAUUUAGAGUUGCUGCUAGAUGUAAAGAAGAAGAUAGGAUGUUGACAGAUCGUGAGAUUAUAACUUGGGAACGCUUGACAGAGAGGAUACAAGGUCAGCGUAUUCCCAUAAUCGUCAAAUGCAUUUUCACAUUCUUAGACGAAUCCUCUGACUCGUCUGAAUCAUCAUCUGAAAUGGGAGAUGCUAAUGAAUAG
Messenger RNA from Beta vulgaris subsp. vulgaris (sugar beet), 726 nucleotides. RefSeq lists its product as uncharacterized. The record is from RefSeq and is a predicted model, not a curated record. The coding region runs from base 1 to 726 and encodes 241 amino acids. The transcript has 2 exons. Lineage: Eukaryota; Viridiplantae; Streptophyta; Magnoliopsida; Caryophyllales; Amaranthaceae.